AAAAAAUUGAUAACAAAUGAUAAGGUCUGAGGAGAAGAAAAUGAACAAAAAUUUGGGAGUUUUUCUGAAAAUUUUUCAAUUUUAUUACCGAAUGAUCAUAUUUUCGGGAUGAAAAAAUAUCCUAAACCGAUCAAAGUGACUUCCUUCAUCAAAGGUAAAACAUUAUUCGGUUAUUACACGAUUGUAAAUGUUGGCGGGCUUAUUACUUCUUACUACAUAUGGACGAACAUGCUAAGAUCUUCAGAUUUUAGACUUGCCGUUCAUAACCGUUGCCAGCCUGUUUUAAAAGCAUUCUAUUCAGUUUAUAAGUUAUCAAAGUGUGAUCCUCCAAUUACAUACGAGAGUGAUUUGAGCCGGUGGAAGCUUGAAAACAAAAUCAAAUGACUGAAAUAAUAUUUGGUUAUAUACCAUCAAUCGAUAUUAUGCAAAUUGGCUGUUUUGAUUGAAGUGAUUAGUCUAGUUAGUGAUAAAAGAUAGUUUGUACGUAAAUAUUGUAAAAUUAUCGUCAUAUUUUCAAUUUUUUCACAAAUUUUAGUGGUAGUUGUAGAGUUAUAUAUUUUCAAAAUGAGUGAUCAAGAUUCAGUGGAAUCCAUGAAAGAGCGCAAAAUACGAUUAUUAACUCAGAAAAAUGAAGAGCGUAAACAGAAAUUGGAGAAACGAAAAGAAAGCAAGGCGAUGCAAAGCUUACAAGAAGAAAAUAUCAACUGCGUAUUGGAUAAAUUUGAACAAUUGGAGAAAGAAAUAAUAUCUUGUCUAACCCAAAUCGAAGAUGCCAAUGUCCCCAAAGAAUCGUUACCCGAAUUAUUCGAUUCCAGCUAUUGUAAAUUAGAAGAAUGGCAGAAAAUGAUUUCACUAACUUCUCACAUAUUAAGGAUUUAUCAUAAGAAGCAGUUUCAAGUAAAAUACCAAGAGAUGAAUGAUAAACGGUUAAAACUGGAGCAAAGUUUAAUUCCUCAGAAAAAAUUCAGCUUUACGAAACUACGUUCCAAGAAUGCGAAAAAUGAAACCGGCGAUAAGGAAUUAUUCCCAAGUAAUGUUCAAGACGAGCCCGACGCUACUCCCGUUAUUGAAAAACCCGCCAAGAAGUACGUCCUGAAAUUGGACGACGAAUUUGGCUUUUUUCAACGAGAAAAUGAGAACUUAAUGCUGAAACACGAAGAAGUAUUUCUGAAAGAUGUCACUUUUCGUGAUUUGAAAUCCUGCCAGAUCAGAAUUGAUGGAGGAGCGAAUACAGUUCAUUUUGUUUCUUUAACCGACUGUUUGAUUCUUUGUGGACCAGUUUCCACGUCUAUAUUCGUAGAUAAAUGUACAAACUGUACAUUCGUCGUUGCUUGUCAACAGCUCCGAGUGCAUCAUACAUUUGAUACGAAAUUUUACGUUCACGUUACCAGUCGUGCUAUAAUUGAAGAUUGUAAAACGGUUUAUUUCGCUCCUUAUAACUGGAAUUAUGACGGCAUAGAUGAACAUUUCCAAAAAGUAAAUUUAGAUAAGGCUGUGAAUAAUUGGAAUCUGGUUAAUGAUUUCAAUUGGCUUUCAUCGGUACCUUCGCCGAACUGGAAAAUAAUCGAAGAAAAUGAAAGAAAAACAGAAUGGAGCUGAACGUAUUUUAGAGCACUUUUUCAACCUCAGUAAUUUAUUUUUCCACAGUACACUGAAUCUUGAUAUAACAUAAUUGCCACUAUUAUUUAAAACUCGUUAACAUUCGUAAUAUGUAAUGAAAAUGAAAUUAAUGAAUGUGUUUUUAACAAAUUAAAAUUUUCCUAUUUCGCAGAA
Messenger RNA from Planococcus citri (citrus mealybug), 1773 nucleotides. RefSeq names its product tubulin-specific chaperone C-like. Gene Ontology annotation, cellular component: cytoplasm. The transcript is spliced from 4 exons. Lineage: Eukaryota; Metazoa; Arthropoda; Insecta; Hemiptera; Pseudococcidae. Bases 565 to 1599 code for a protein of 344 amino acids. Gene Ontology annotation, biological process: tubulin complex assembly; post-chaperonin tubulin folding pathway. Gene Ontology annotation, molecular function: tubulin binding. The record is from RefSeq and is a predicted model, not a curated record.